Messenger RNA from Mesorhabditis spiculigera, 1593 nucleotides. Lineage: Eukaryota; Metazoa; Nematoda; Chromadorea; Rhabditida; Rhabditidae. The record is from the annotation of a GenBank genome assembly.
AUGCUUAUGGAGCUAGAGACCGGAGUGCUGGGUCGGAAUGAUUUCUUCAACAUUUUCGGAGCCGAGCCCGUCGAGCAGAUCCGAAUUAAGGCCCCCGAACUUCCCGGAAACCUCGAAAUCGCAGUCGAGAAGGCCGCUUCUAUUCUACAAGCUAAUGACAGGUUAUCUGGAGGUCCAAUCUCUCUGCUCAUCUGCGGACCGGCCGGAAGCGGCAAGCGGCUGGUGGCCAGAGGGAUAAGCUCGAGAACGCAUCGAAAUCUGGUGUUUGGGGAUGCGUAUGAUUUAUGGAAUGAAGCGGCCACGCAUACGGAGCAGCGGAUAAAGCAUCUGGUUACGCGAGCCCAAUCCGUCUCCCCCUCCCUCCUCGUCAUCUCGAAUUGCGACGUACUAGCCGUCGAUGGCCAAACCUCAGCUUCCGAUGACCGUAUCCUCGGCCUCUUGGCCUCAGAAAUCAGCCGCCUCACCAACGUGGCAAUCCUCUUUACGUGCCACACGAAAAAGCUUGCCUCCGUCAGCCCUCAAAUCCGGAGCACUGUGCUAUACACGGUGGUGCUGGAGCCGAUGUCGGAAGUGCAUAGGAAGGAGUUCUUUGCCAAGAAUAUGCCAAGAUUGACUUGCCCUGAGAAAGCGGCAGCAUCGACUACGGGCUUCGUCGUGGCCGAGCUGAACGCGUUGACCUACGAUGCGAGGUGUCGAGCGGCUGAAGAGGGGAGGACCUCUCCAAGUUGGCCAGACGUCGAAUGGGCCAUCGACAAGCGCAAUUCGAGCUUUGCCGACGCGAUUGGAGCACCGAAGAUUCCUACCGUAGCCUGGGAGGACGUGGGAGGACUCGACGAGGCCAAGCAGCUCAUCAGGGAGAGUCUGGACAACAACUUGAGGGCUACGGGAGGGCUGCGGAGGAGUGGGAUUAUUCUGUAUGGACCGCCGGGAUGCGGAAAGACGCUUCUCGCGAAAGCCGUCGCCACCGAGUACAAAAUCGCCUUCCUCUCCGUCAAGGGCCCUGAGCUGCUCAACAAGUACGUCGGGCAGAGCGAGGAGAACCUUCGAAAUGUCUUCGAACGCGCUCGCGCCGCCGCGCCCUGCGUCGUCUUCUUCGACGAGCUCGACUCGCUGGCGCCGAAUCGAGGGCGAGCCGGGGAUUCUGGAGGGGUGAUGGAUCGGGUGGUCUCGCAGUUAUUGGCAGAAUUGGAUGCGUUACACCAUGCUACGAAUAAGGUCUUCGUCAUGGCGGCCACCAACCGUGCUGACCUCCUCGACCCCUCCCUCCGCACCCCCGGCCGCUUCGACAAGGCCAUCAACGUGCGCGUCGGAAAUGACGCCACCUCCAGGGCGCACAUCUUGCGCGCGGUGGCGCGCAAGACCCCGCUCGCGCGUGACGUGAAGCUGGAUGAGAUUGCCCCGGUUUGCCCGGACGAGAUGUCGGGCGCCGAGCUGUACUCGGUGAUUUCGAACGCGACGAUGAGCGCGCUGCGCGAGGCGGUUUUUGCGAUACAGCGAGGUGAAGCCACCGAGGAAAACGCCAAUGUUCUCGUCCACCGACGGCACCUCCUCGAGGCCGUCGACUAUGUUCGGGUCCAAAAAACGGCUACAGUA